Messenger RNA from Bombina bombina (fire-bellied toad), 1909 nucleotides. RefSeq names its product gastrula zinc finger protein XlCGF26.1-like. The transcript is spliced from 4 exons. NCBI's taxonomy places the organism in Eukaryota, Metazoa, Chordata, Amphibia, Anura, Bombinatoridae. Gene Ontology annotation, biological process: regulation of DNA-templated transcription. The record is from RefSeq and is a predicted model, not a curated record. The coding region runs from base 1 to 1680 and encodes 559 amino acids.
AUGGGUGAUCGUCUGGUGCUGAGCGACCUUUAUACAACACACACAGCAAUACCCCAGGGUCAUCAGGAACAAAUGGAGUUUGAUGAAGUUGCAGUUUAUUUCUCGGAGGAGGAGUGGGGCUGUUUAGCUGAAGAACAAAAAGAGCUUUAUAAGGAUGUGAUGAUGGAGAAUUACCUGACCCUCAGCUCUCUAGGAUAUGUUCAUAUGAAACCUUUACUUGUUACAAAGAUUGAGCAUAGAGAGGAGCCGUAUGUGAGCAGUUUUCCAAUUACCAAAGGUGAAUUCACAAACUGCAGUAAUUCUAGUGCUGGUCAGACUGCAAAUGCUUCUUUUAGUCUUUUUAAAAAUCAAAAAAGCCACAUGGAAAAUGUAUGUUUUACUUGGAAAACAAAUCUUGUUGAUCAUCAAAAAAUGCAUACUGGAGAGAAAGCAUUUUCAUGUUCUGAAUGUGGGAAGUGUUUUACUCAGAAAUCCUCUCUUAUUAAGCAUCACAAAAUUCACACAGGAGAAAAAGCAUUUUCAUGUUCUGAUUGUGGGAAAUGUUUUACUCAGAAAUCAACUCUUAUUGCGCAUCUCAAAAUUCACACUGGAGAAAAAGCAUUUUCAUGUUCUAACUGUGGGAAAUCUUUUGCUCGGAAAUCAAGUCUUAUUGAUCAUCAGAAAAUGCAUACAUUAGAGAAAAAAAAUUCAUGUUCUGAAUGUGGGAAAUGUUUUGUUCGGAAAACAAGUCUUAUUGAUCAUCAGAAAAUUCAUACAGGAGAUGAAGCACUUUCAUGUUCUGAAUGUGGGAAAAGUUUCACUCAUAAAAGAAGUCUUAUUGAUCAUCAGAAAAUUCACACAGGAGAGAAAGCAUUUUCAUGUUCUGACUGUGGGAAAUGUUUUACUUGGAAAUCAAAUCUGGUUGAUCAUCAAAAAAUACAUACAGGAGAGAAAGCAUUUUCAUGUUCUGAAUGUGGGAAGUGUUUUAAUCGGAAAUCAUCUCUUAUUAAGCAUCACAGACGUCACACAGGAGAAAAAGCUUUUUCAUGUUCUGAGUGUGGGAAAUGGUUUGUGCAGAAAUUUGAUCUUAUUAGGCAUCACAGAAUUCACACAGGAGAAAAAUCAUUUUCAUGUUCUGACUGUGGGAAAUGUUUUAAUCGGAAAUCAAAUCUUAUCGAUCAUCAAAAAACUCAUACAGGAGAGAAUGCAUUUUCAUGUUCUGAAUGUGGCAAAUGGUUUGCUAAAAAAUCAUCUCUUAUUAAGCAUCACAAAAUUCACACAGGAGAAAAAGCAUUUUCAUGUUCUGAGUGUGGGAAAUGUUUUACUUCUAAAUCAAAUCUUAUUGUUCAUCAAAAAAAACAUACAGGAGAGAAAGCAUUUGUAUGCUCUGAAUGUGGUAAAUGUUAUACUCAGAGAUCAUCUCUUAAUACACAUCAAAAAAUUCACAAAGAAAAAGAAUUUUCAUGUUCUGUGUGUGGGAAAUGUUUUACUCAGAAAUCAACUUUUAUUACACAUCAAAAAACUCACACAGGAGAAAAAGCAUUUUCAUGUUCUGAGUGUGGGAAAUCUUUUACUUGGAAACCAAAUUUUAUUAGGCAUCAGAAAAUUCAUACAGGAGAGAAAGCAUUUUCAUGUGCUGUCUGUGGGAAAGGUUUUACUCGGAAAAUGGAUCUUAUUAAGCAUCAGAAAAUUCAUACAUGAAAGAAAGCAUUUUCAUGUUUUCACUUUUAUUCAGAAAUCGCAUCUUAUUAGACAUCAAAAACUUAAUAUUAAAAGAAAUCAGAGCUUAAACUCUUAAGUGCAGAGACAAAGUCAUCAUCCGUACAAUGUCUAAAAUGCUGGUGAUGAUUCUGGUCCUCUGGUGUACAAGCUCUUGAGGCUGUUUAAGGGUCCUUCUGCAUCUCAAGUGGUUAUGUGGUGGCCCGGAGUG